AUGGAGGGGCGGAGGUCUUGGGAUGGAGUGCCGUUGGGCGAGUCACAUUCACCACCACAGUCGGUACCGGGGCGUAGGACCCCAUUGGGAGCCGUCGGCCUCGGUGGCUUCUACAUGCAAGGUGGCCAGCCUCCGCCACCCCCACAACACUGCUACCCGACAGACGAAAACCAGCCAGAACCAGGCACCAGCUAUGCACAGAGACCAAUCAACGAGGCGAAAUCUAAACAGAAGAUGCGGCAGGGAAAGAAUGUCCGCUUAAACAUCAAUGCACGAGAACGACGCCGCAUGCACGAUCUUAACGAUGCUUUGGACGAGUUGCGAGGAGUGAUCCCGUAUGCUCACUCGCCGUCUGUUCGUAAGCUUUCCAAGAUCGCAACGCUGUUACUUGCCAAGAACUACAUCUUGAUGCAGGCGAGCGCGUUGGAGGAACUGCGCAGACUAGUAGCCUACUUACAAAGUACAGCAACAGCAGCAGGCAUCGUGCCUCCACCAGGUUUUGAUUUAACCGGAUUCCCCGCAGCAGCGAAACUUUUACAAGGCCCCAUUCCAGGCCCACUUCCACCGCCCGAGCCGCCAUCUUGA
Molecule: messenger RNA, 585 nt
Organism: Arctia plantaginis
Lineage: Eukaryota; Metazoa; Arthropoda; Insecta; Lepidoptera; Erebidae
Source: the annotation of a GenBank genome assembly